AAGACAGAAAGGAAGAAAAAAAGAGGGGAAGAAGCUAGUGUUGUGAAAAAGGCUCACAAGGAUAAACAGCCAGAAAGGAAUUUUACGGAUAUGGAGAAAAGGCAUGGUCCAUGCUUCCAUUGCGGAAUUAAUUAUACUCCACUUUGGCGUAAUGGACCAGAAGACAAGCCAGUGUUGUGCAACGCAUGUGGAUCAAGAUACAGGAAAUGGGGAACCCUUGAGGCCUAUCUUCCCAAUAAUUUUCAACCAAAGUACCUUGAUAACCUUAAAUAUCUGAAGGAUGGAAAAAAUCCCCUUGUUUCGAGCUAUGUCACAAUUACAGGUGACAAUGAGCAACCUCUAUGGAGUCCUAAGAUCCCUUCAAGGAAGCGUUCACAGAAGGUGUACAAGAACAUAACACCAAUGAAGAAGUUUCGAAACCAACUUCUCAAGAUAUGGAAAAAUUACAGGAACCCUGAAGAGUCAUCCCCAGAAGAGGUCUUGCUGCUGAAUAAUGUAAAUAACUUCAUACCUAGUAAUGAAAUAGGCCUUGGAUGUGCUCUUCAUAAACCAGAUGAUACUUCUGCAUAGAA
Cajanus cajan (pigeon pea) is the source of this 572-nucleotide messenger RNA. The record is from RefSeq and is a predicted model, not a curated record. Lineage: Eukaryota; Viridiplantae; Streptophyta; Magnoliopsida; Fabales; Fabaceae.